AUGGAUCACGCGCGAUCGACUAACGGCGAGGACAAUGCGACGGGAAUUCCGGACGACUUGCGGUGCAAGAGGUCAGACGGCAAGCAGUGGCGGUGCACGGCCAUGUCGAUGCCGGACAAGACGGUGUGCGAGAAACACUACAUCCAGGCCAAGAAGCGCGCCGCGAAUUCCGCAAUGAGGGCCAACCUGAAGAAGGCCAAGAGGAAGUCGCUGUCGCUCAACGAGUCUGAUGCUUAUUUGGAGAGUAAGAGCGACGAUUUUGACGUUCCUCUCUCCGCCAUAAGCCUUUCGCAGAAGAAGCUCUCGAAGAACCAGUUUCGUUACACACCCGAGCGUGACGCGCGAAGAGGCUCCUCUGCGAGACAAGCUCAUGACGAGGUGGAUGUGGAUGUGGAAGCGGACGCGGAUGCGGAUGCGGAUGCUGAUGCUGACGCUGAUGUGGCGCUCUAUGAAGAAGACAAUUGGGUCCCCUAUGACUCUCCGCCGGACUCCUCGCGCAAGAGAUCGCGAAGGAGCUUGGAUGCUAAUGCCACCACUGAAUAUUCCGACGGAACCUCUGGUUCUUCUGAAGACACCGGCGGGCAGACUUGUCAUCAGUGCCGGAGGAGUGACCGAGAUAGAGUUACUUGGUGCUUAAAAUGUGAUAGGAGGGGAUAUUGUGAUAGCUGUAUAUCAUCAUGGUACUCGGACAUUUCGUUGGAUGAAAUUCAGAGGACAUGUCCUGCUUGCCGUGGUAUAUGUAAUUGCAAGACUUGCUUGCGGAGUGAUAAUUCUAUCAAGGUUCGGAUACGUGAGAUACCUGUUCUGGAUAAGUUACAGUAUCUCCAUGUGUUGCUAUCUUCGGUGCUUCCUGUGGUAAAGCAGAUCCACCGUGAGCAGUGUUUUGAAGUGGAACUUGAAAAGAAGUUGCGUGAUCUUCGAGAAGCAACUGCAGAUGGCAACAAAGAACCCCAGACAGAGCUAGCAAAAGCUUCUGAUCAAAAUAUAAUAAGUAAAUUUCCUCAUUGGAGGUCCAAUGACAAUGGAAGUAUUCCAUGUCCCCCUAAGGAGUAUGGUGGCUGUGGUCAUUGUUCAUUAAAUUUAAGCCGAAUUUUCAAGAUGAAUUGGGUAGCAAAGUUGGUGAAAAAUGUUGAGGAAAUGGUUAGUGGCUGCAGGAUUAGUAACACUGAUGGUCCACCAGAAAUGGGCCUGAAUGAUCUCAGUCUCUGCCAAUAUUCUCGUAGAGAAGCCAGUGAUGAUAAUUUUCUUUAUUGUCCAGCAUCUGACGAUAUCAAAACUGAUGGGAUUGGAAAUUUCAGAAAGCAUUGGAAAAAUGGUGAGCCUGUUAUUGUUAAGCAUGUAUUUGAUGGGUCAUCCGUUUCAAGUUGGGAUCCAAUGGUCAUAUGGAGGGGGAUUCUAGAGACAACAGAUGAGAAAGCAAAAGAUGAAAACAGAAUGGUUAAGGCCAUAGAUUGCUUAGAUGGAUCUGAGAUUGAUAUUGAGCUUGCUCAGUUCAUGAAAGGAUACUUGGAAGGGUGUGUUCAUGAAAAUGGUUGGCCACAGUUGUUGAAAUUGAAAGAUUGGCCUUCACCUAGUGCAUCUGAAGAGUUUCUAUUGUACCAAAGACCUGAGUUUAUCAGCAAACUACCUUUACUUCAGUAUAUUCACUCCAAGUGGGGCCUUCUCAAUGUUGCAGCUAAAUUGCCUCAUUACUCCUUGCAGAAUGACGUAGGACCCAAGAUUUAUAUAGCUUAUGGAAUUAGUGAUGAACUUGGAAGAGGUGAUUCAGUGACAAAUCUCCAUUUCAAUAUUCGUGACAUGGUGUACCUUUUGGUUCAUACAAAUGAAGUAAAGUUGAAGGCCUGGCAGAGAACUAAAAUUGAAAUUAUACAAAACGCUAAAGCUUAUGAAGAAUCUGAGGCAAAAGAGUCGCAUGGGGAUCCUCAAAUAUUUUCAAGGGGGAGUUCACCUGAUUCAUCACUUGGUACAAAAAGUAGUGGACUGGAUGUGGAUUCAAACCAGAAUAAGUCAACUAUGGAUCAAGGGUUUGAAAUUUAUUCUAGUGCUGAAGGUAAUAUUGUCAAUUGUAAGCUCCCAUUCACACAAAAUGGAGAUGUCUCUGCAAAAACACAUCCUGGAGUUCUUUGGGAUGUUUUUCGACGGCAGGAUGUUCCAAUAUUGACUAAAUAUUUGCAAAUACAUUGGAAGGAAUUUGGGAAGUCAGAUGAUGUGGGAAAUGAAUUUGUUGCAUGGCCUCUUUAUGGUGGAGCUAUUUUUCUUGACAAACACCAUAAAAGAAAGUUGAAGGAAGAAUUUGGAGUGGAGCCUUGGUCAUUCGAACAGAAUUUGGGGGAAGCUAUAUUUGUUCCUGCUGGUUGCCCUUUCCAAGCAAGGAAUGUUCAAUCCAAUGUUCAGCUGGGCCUUGAUUUCUUAUCUCCGGAAAGCCUGGGGGAUGCUGUAAGAUUGACAGAAGAAAUUCGCUGUCUACCUAAUGAACAUGAAUCAAAGGUUCAAGUAUUGGAGGUUGGCAAGAUAUCUCUUUAUGCAGCAAGUUCUGCCAUCAAAGAAGUUCAGAAACUUGUACUUGACCCAAAACUUGGCGCCGAGAUUGGAUAUGGAGACCCCAAUUUGACUGCAAUGGUUUCUGAGAAUUAUGAGAAGAUGGUUAAGCGGAGGCAGAUUACUUGUGCUUGA
Molecule: messenger RNA, 2673 nt
Organism: Sphenostylis stenocarpa
Lineage: Eukaryota; Viridiplantae; Streptophyta; Magnoliopsida; Fabales; Fabaceae
Source: the annotation of a GenBank genome assembly